Molecule: messenger RNA, 2712 nt
Organism: Cannabis sativa
Lineage: Eukaryota; Viridiplantae; Streptophyta; Magnoliopsida; Rosales; Cannabaceae
Product: disease resistance protein TAO1-like
Exons: 3
Coding region: 1076-1936 (286 amino acids)
Source: RefSeq, a predicted model, not a curated record
GCCGUGAGUGACGAGAGUUCAGUCUUAGACGAAGGCCUCUUUCUCUUCUUCAAAAAAAUCGAGCUACGUACCUUGGUCAUUCUUUUCUUUUUGAGAUCAAGAUCUUACAGAAUUUAUUUUGCCAGCCAUUAAGGUUCUAUGAUGUAUGUCAUGUUGUGUUUAUCAGAUAAGUAACCCCAUAAUGCAAAUUCUGGUGCCAUAUAUUUUCUGCAACAAUAAAGUUUAUUUACUUACAUGUUAAAUAAUGAUUUUAAGAUAAAUAUUUGAUGUUGUAGCUAAAUUGAAAAAAAGAUAUCAUUAAUUAAAUUUUUGGGGGCUUUAUAUCUCUUUGUACAAUUUGGUGGUUGAGUUUUUCCAAUCUAAUAAUAUACAACUGCCCUUACCUCACUUCAAUGCCCUUGUUUCGAUCUAUUGAAAUAGUAGAACUCGAAUGUAGCUCAAAGGCAUUAGAAGAUAGGUUGAAAAUGAUGAGGUGAAGGAACAUUCAGAGGGUGUUGAGGCAGACAACACUCAGCCAAACAUUUCAUUGCUCGAGUCCAUCACGAUCAAUACCUCUAGCGAUUUGACAUCAAUUCCAAACAAGUGCAGAAAAUUGCAGUAUUUUCAUAUUGAGGGUUGUCCUAAGGUUGAAAUUGAAGUUUGUCCAUUAUACAUUUUGUGUAGGGAUCAACAUUGCAGUGUGAUGACAAAAGUUGAAGCAUGAAUCUCCAUGGAUUGGAUGGGUUAUAUAUUUAUAUCAGAAUCUGUUGUUUAAUAUCUUAUGACUCUCACAUACUGUACAACUUAGUUAGUAUCAAAACACUUCAUUCAAAAAACAGAUUUUUCUCACUCUCAAUAUCUUAUGUCACUUUCCAGGCUAUAACAAGUCUAAUAACAAACUGAGAAACUGAGUUCUUCAUUGCUCUACAAUGUAAUAACUCUAUUAAUGAACUUAUAAGUAAGCUAAGUGGAGACUUAAUAUGAUAUGAUGACAAUGUAAUAUCAUAUCAUUUGUGAAGGGAAGCAUGAUCUUCAAUUGUUACAUUUAGGAUGGGAAGAAGUUGAUGACAAUAACAAUAAGGUGGAAAAUGACGAAAUGUUACUAGAAGGUUUGCAGCCACCUUCCAGCCUAAAAGAGUUGUUUGUCUCAUGUUUCAUGGGUGUGAGAUUUGGAGGUUGGCUUUCUUCAUUGGAUAAACUUGUUAAGUUGGUGUUGUCAGAUUGUAAGAAGUGCAAAUAUCUCCCAAAACUAGAUCAAUUACAUUCUCUCCAGGAACUUAAGAUUUCAGAAGUCAAAGCAGAGUACAUGUGCUCCUCUGGUGAAGAUGAUGAUUUUGACACCAACUUGUUCUUUCCAUCUCUAGUGACUCUUGAAAUAAGAUUUUGUUCAAAUCUCAAAUGGUGGUGGUGGAAAAAGAAAGUGGAUGGUAAUGAGUUUAUUAUUAGAUCAUUUCCUCGUCUUUCCAAUCUACAAAUAGUUAACUGUCCUAACCUCACUUCAAUGCCCUUGUUUCCAUCUAUUGAAAGAGUUGAACUCAUGUUGGAAGUUAGCUUAAAGGCAUUAGAAGAUACGUUUCAAAUGAUAAGGAGAAGGAACAUUCAUGGUAUUGCAGCACACAACACUCAACCAAACAUUUCAUUGCUCAAGUCCAUCAGGAUUAGUAGCAUUCUCAAUUUGACAUCACUACUUGAAGGGAUUGGUAACCUUCCUUCCCUUGAGUCUAUCCUUAUAAAAGACUGCUCCGAUUUGACAUCACUACUCGAAGGGAUUGAUAACCUUCCUUCCCUUGAGUCUAUCCUUAUAAAAAACUGCUCCAAUUUGACAUCACUACUGCAAGGGGUUGAUAACCUUCCUUCCCUUCAGUUUGUCAACCUCUCCAACUGCCCCAAUUUGACAUUGAUUCCAGACAGGUUCAGCAAAGUGAACAAAUUUGUUAUUGAAGUUUCUCCAUUAUAGAUUUUGUGAUGAAUUGAUCAACAUUUGAUAUUGCAACUCUGUGAUGGAAGAUUUGUCCGCAAUGGUCAGACACCGUUGUGAUCAACAAGCAUAAGUGUCGAAAAAGGAGUGGUGUUCAACAAGAAACAAGAUACUGCACAAGACAAUGUUACUGAAGCAUUGGUGGCGAGGUAGAACAAGAUUUCUUAUCUAAUACCUUUCUUCUUGUAUGUUCUCUGUUGCAGAAGCUACCACUGCUUCUUUUAUGAGAAUCAUUGGUUUUGUUUAAGAAUCUCUUUGGAAGAUUCUUGUGAGAGGCAAGUUAGAUGUGAAGGCAAGUUCUUCAAUUUGUUGCUUACAAUUAUUUCUGUGAGCUUUUAGUGUACCUUCCAUGAAUGUUGAGGUGUUUCUAAAGAAUUUGUAUGAGUUGGAACAUUUGAGAUGUUUUAUAAAGUUUCUUAUAAUAAUAAGUUAAAAACACUUCUAAUUCUCUUUGAUAAGUUACAGAAUUUGCAGACUCUGAAUCUCGCGUGUUGUGAUGAAGUUUGAGGAAUGUUGCUUUUGGAUUUCGAUAUUUGAGUUGCAACAGUGCAAUUUGUAUAGACGCUUUUGAACAAAAUGGCCUAGUGAACACAUUUCAAUGUCACUAAACAAGUGAUGCAAACUCAACAUUAAUUACUAUAAUAUCUGCUUAUUUUUCAUUUGUGGUUAUUAUGGGAUUUCUCAUAUAUGUGGUUCAAAUUAGGAUGAGACAAUACUCAAAUCAAAUGUAUAAUUGAAAAAAUUAACUAAUUAAA